AUGGAUUUCGCCGAUUCGACCACGCGAUAUGCUGCCUGCGUCUCCAUAGUCGCACUGCUCGCCGCGUUUCUCCUCGUACAGCCCACAGGUCUCGUGAAAUGGCUGCAGAAGAAGAAUUACCAAUACGAGGUGACAUUCUCGCUAUACAUGCUGACGCCCACGGAAAAGUUUGUCUUCAACUCCAUCCUCUUCUUGACCGUCUCUAUGCUCCUGAUAGCUAGUUUCCUCUACCUCCCGGACCACAUCAUGACCAUGUCUCGACGGACAUACUACUACUUCGCUGGCGAUGCCGGCCAUUCCAAUUCGAGACAAGCCGCCGAGACCCUCUACGAGACCGCGACGAAGGCUGGAGAUGCAGUGCUGGGCGCUGCUUCCGAGUGGGCACAAACAGCAUACGAGGCUGCCGCGAAUAAGACGGCAGCGAACGUCCCGGCAGCAGCGAGUGAGGUCGCGGAGGCUGUAGGAGUAUAGAAUAUGGAUCAUUAACGGGGAACAUAUCAUGACAUGGGCAUAGCACGGCGUUAGGGUCAAAAGAGGCAGGAUGGGAAAGCAUUGGUGGAGCAACAGGGUCGCUCGUAAUAGUAGUUGGCGAGAGAGGAGCGUGGACAUCUUUGCCAACGAACGGCACGACAAAGAUGCGGGAAUGCUAUCUGACACAGCGCAUCUCGUGCAAUUGUCGAGACGACAGGCUGCACCUCCGGUCGGGCUUUUGAGUCGCAAUUCGGCGGGUUGCCAUCCAUGAGAACAGACCGUCGCUAUGCAUACGAAGAGCGGCGGAGUACAGUCCAGGGAUGUCUACAACGACGCUCAAAAGGUAGCUCUGUGUCUGUCAAGGGCUUACAGGGCCAGAUUGAGAGCGAAGGCAAGGCGCUCGAUUCAACUUGGUAGCUGAACCGGAUACCGCGGACAGGAGGAGCAUCAAGUGAAGCGAUUCGC
Molecule: messenger RNA, 936 nt
Organism: Zymoseptoria tritici IPO323
Lineage: Eukaryota; Fungi; Ascomycota; Dothideomycetes; Mycosphaerellales; Mycosphaerellaceae
Exons: 2
Coding region: 1-471 (156 amino acids)
Biological process (GO): ceramide biosynthetic process
Cellular component (GO): serine palmitoyltransferase complex
Molecular function (GO): serine C-palmitoyltransferase activity
Source: RefSeq, a predicted model, not a curated record